CACAAUUGCAGCGAGGGACAAUCCGGUAAAUCGUCAAAGAUGGCUCCUACAAUCGUAAAGAAGCACCGCAAGGCCUUCGUGCGCCACCAGAGCGACCGCUUCAAAUGCGUGCCCGCGAGCUGGAGGAAGCCCAAGGGUAUCGACAACCGGGUGCGCCGGCGCUUCAAGGGCCAGGCCGCGAUGCCCAAGAUCGGAUACGGAUCGAACAAGAAGACCAGGCACAUGGCGCCCAGCGGGCUCAAGGCCUUCCUCGUGCACAACCAGAAGGAGGUCGAGCUGCUCAUGAUGCACUCCAAGACCUUCGCUGCUGAGAUCUCCCACAGCGUUUCUGCCAGGAAGAGGAUAGAAAUCGUUAACAAGGCACGAUCUUUGGGUGUCAAGGUCACCAAUGCCAACGCCAGGGUCAAGACCGAGUCAUAGACUACUUGUUUAUAGUUUUCUUUAAUGACGAAGUUUGGUAGCGGGGCAUAUUCCCAGUCAAUAGCGGCAUACAUAGGGGAACGGGGAAAAACAUAUUGGGCAAUUCAUGAAGCUCAAGAUAACGGAUGGCGUCCUGGGAAACACUAGGCAUAGCCGGUUUAUGAUAUUGGUACAAGACAAUGCGCCAUUUGUCUCAUUCGAGAUCAAUCUAUUUCUGAUUUGGUCUGUGAGUGAGACUUUCGAUGUUAGUGAG
Aaosphaeria arxii CBS 175.79 is the source of this 673-nucleotide messenger RNA. Its product is annotated as ribosomal protein L32e. The coding region runs from base 40 to 420 and encodes 126 amino acids. Gene Ontology annotation, biological process: translation. Gene Ontology annotation, molecular function: structural constituent of ribosome. Lineage: Eukaryota; Fungi; Ascomycota; Dothideomycetes; Pleosporales. The record is from RefSeq and is a predicted model, not a curated record. The transcript is spliced from 5 exons. Gene Ontology annotation, cellular component: ribosome; cytosolic large ribosomal subunit.